AUGUCAUUGAAUGACACCAAGGCUCUUCUUGAUCAGAGCAAAACCGAAAGCAUAUAUGGGUUUGUUUAUGCUAUCAUGGUGUUUGCUUUAGAAAGGUUUGGUGAAUUAGCCGAUGAGUUCAAAGAUCAGUUGUCGAUGAUUUAUCUACGGGUUUUGUGUAUUUGUUUCCAUGCGGUCGCCUACAACCGUCCGGACAAAUGCUUUAGGCAACUCGGACUGAAGAAAUUAGAGUUGCAACGUCUAUCGAGAAGCAAGAGUAAACAUAAAAAAGUUAAGUUUAGCCAACAUAAAGGACAAGAUUGGCGAGUUGUGCUUCUGUUGUACAGAAACGUGAAUGAAGAGUGGGAUAACCGCCAUAACUAUUCUGUGAGAAAAUUUGAAGCUCCACAGCAGGGAAGACAACCUCCAUCUCAUGCAAGCUCAAGUCAUCAUAUCAAUGACACUACAACUGAUGAUGUUGAGCAGCCACCCCAAAAUUCCCCUUCUCAUGAAGUAGUUAAAGAAGAGCAACAGUCUCGUCAAGAAGACGAGGAGGACGAGGAGGACGAAGAGGAUGAAGAGGACGAAGAGGAGGAGGAGGACGAAGAGGACGAAGAGGAUGUUGAGCCACGGCCUGAUGAUGUUGGGUCAUAG
Capsella rubella is the source of this 633-nucleotide messenger RNA. Its product is annotated as glutamic acid-rich protein-like. The coding region runs from base 1 to 633 and encodes 210 amino acids. The transcript has 4 exons. NCBI's taxonomy places the organism in Eukaryota, Viridiplantae, Streptophyta, Magnoliopsida, Brassicales, Brassicaceae. The record is from RefSeq and is a predicted model, not a curated record.